AUGGCACAAGCACAUCCUCAAGUAAAGAUCCACCGUCAAUCGAUCGACAGCAGGGAAGACUUCUGGCUCAAAGCUUCUCGGUCCAUCCACUGGCAUAAGCCGCCCACUGUCGCCUACGGUCCCACUUCCAACCGCGAUGCUGCCUACUUGGAUCCUCAGGGUCACACCUGGUUCCCAGAUGCGCAGCUCAACACCUGCUACUCUGCCUUAGAUCGUCACGUUUACGCACCCGCCCAUGCAUCCGCUACGCCCGUGACAGUGUCGCCGGACACGCCGCACCUCGCACUCGCACCAACCGCACACAGGGUCGCCUUCCACCAUGUCUCGCCGCUCUCCUUCCAAACCCAGCAGUCGCGUUCGAUCACCUACUUUGAGCUCCUCCAACAGGUUCAGAUCGUAGCAGGUAUACUCAGACACAAGGGCGUGGGUAAGGGAGACGCGGUGGUCAUCUACAUGCCGAUGGUUCCCGAGACUUCGAUCGCCAUGUUGGCGUGUGCCAGGAUCGGAGCUGUGCACUCGGUGGUGUUUGGCGGAUUUGCACCCAAGGAGCUGGCGAAGAGGAUCCAGGACUCGGGCUGCAAGAUGGUCAUUGCCGCUAGUUGCGGACUGGAGCCCAAGGGUCCCGUCGACUACAAGCCGUUGGUGGACGAGGCGUUGAAGGUGUCGGAGCACAAGCCGCAAUCCGGAUUGCUGUUUUUGCGACGACACACGAUCAAAGGCCACACCCCCGCCCAAUGCGCACGCGACGGAGGAAACGGUCCUGCCAAUCUUCCCGAAUGGGACUGGGAGGUCGAAGCCAGGCUGACCGCUGACAAGGUCGCCGGCCGUUCGCCGUGCUGGGAAUGCGUUCCCGUCGCGAGCGAAGACCCCAUCUACACCAUCUACACCAGCGGCACCACCGGUGCUCCCAAGGGAGUCUGUCGUCUCUCCGCCGGUCACAUCGUUCAGCUCCGCUACUCGAUCGAACAUAUGUUCGGCAUGACCCCUAACGACGUCAUGUUCUGCGCCUCCGAUCUCGGCUGGGUCGUAGGCCACUCCUACAUCCACUACGGACCCCUGCUUCUGGGUGCGACUUCCAUCAUCUUUGAAGGCAAGCCUGUCAUCCCCGACGCGGGCAUCUGGUGGAGGAUCUGCUCGCAGUACAAGGUGACGCAGAUGUUCUGCGCGCCCACCGCAUUGAGGGCGAUCGUGGGACAGGAUGCAGAUGCCAAAUUGAUGCGUGCUCCCGGUGUGGACCUAAGGAGUUUGAGGACACUGUUCUUGGCUGGAGAGAGGAGCGAGCCUCAGAUCGUGGCCAAGUUUGAGAGGUUGUUGAAGGAGCUGGCUGCACCUGGUGCGCAGACGAACGACAAUUUCUGGUCGAGCGAGUCGGGUUCGCCCAUCACAGGGUUGAUGCUGUCUUCCGCAUUCGGUCCCUUGCCCGCUCGUCCGGGAAGUGCAGGUCUUCCGAUGCCAGGUAUGGACGUACGAAUCGUCGACGAUGACGGUCGUGAGGUGUCCCGUGGCGAGAUGGGAAAUCUCGUCCUAGCCCCACCUCUCGCACCCUCCUUCCUCGGCGGUCUAUGGCGCAACCCCGACCGAUUUUUCGAGUCCUACUUCUCCACCUUCGCCUCCAAAGGUGGCUGGUUCGAGACCGGCGAUCAAGGCGUCAUCGACCCGGACGGCUACGUCUCCAUCCUCGCCCGUUCCGACGAUAUCAUCAACGUCUCCGCCCAUCGUCUUGGAACAGGUCUCAUCGAACAGGUCGUCACUUCCCACCCAGACGUCAUCGAGUGCGCUGUCGUCGGCGCUCCCGACAAACUCAAGGGACAAUCCCCCUUCGCCAUCGUCGUCGCUCACAGCCGCAUCGCUGCUGCUACGGGAGACGAGUCGCACAACUCUGCUCAGAGCGAUUCGGCGAAGCAGAUGCUGAAGAGCAUCAACGAUCACGUGAGGAAGGAGAUGGGUCCGAUCGCUCAGUUGAGCGGAUUGAUCGAGGCUCAGAAGCUGCCAAAGACGAGGAGUGGCAAAACGCUCAGGAGGAGUUUGAGGCAGGCCGUGGAGAACGCUGCUGCCGGCAAGAGGAAUGCACCUGUCGACUUCCCUCCCACCAUCGAAGACAAGGACGUCAUCGAUAUCGUGCGCAAAGCCAUCGAGCAAUACUUUGACGCAGUUGACGGAAACGCUUCCGCAGAUACUGCCCCUCUCAGCGAUACGUCUGGCUCAGCCACAUCUGCUUCACAGUCAGUUCCAGCCGCAGCUCUGCCUGCCAACGUCAAAUCCAACAUGAAGGCUCUCCAACUCGAGCGUCCGGAAGGAGAACCCAAGAAGGGCCAGCGCAACGUUGCUGCGGUGCGAGAUGUUCCCACGCCCAAGCCUAGCUCGAACCAGGUCCUGGUCAAGAUCCUCGCUGCAGGCUUCAACCGUCGUGACGAGUGGUCCAUGGUCGGUGCUUACCCGGGUCUGAUCUUCGGCAAUGCAACGAUGGGCUGCGACGGUGCAGGCAAGAUCGUCGCUCCCGAAGGCUUCGACUUGCCCAACGAGCAUCCUGACAAAGUCGUCCUCCUCGUUCCAACCCGUGGUUGGGAGACCGACGUCCACGGACCUGAAGCCGAGCUUCCCGGUCUGUCCGACGAACAGCGCACCAACGGUCUUGGCGGUAAAGGGUUCGGGAUCCUCGGCGCGACGAAACCGACGAAUGGAGUUGGAACCUUUGCCGAAUACGUAGCCGUCGAAAAGGACCAGCUUGUAGCGGCACCCAAGCACCUCACACCCGAACAAGCGGCGACCCUUCCCUGUGCUUCCGUCACCGCCUACCGCGCCUUGUUCACCAAAGCACAGGUGAAAAAGGGAGAGAACGUCUUGCUCACAGGUGUAGGUGGAGGUGUCGCCAUGCUGGCCUUACAGAUGGCGGUAGCAGCCGGUGCCAACGUGUACGUCACCGGCGGUUCGGCCGAAAAGAUCUCUCGCGCAGUCAAGCUAGGCGCCAAAGCAGGUGCCGAGUACAAGGACAAAGAUUGGCCGACCAAGAUCCUCAAACUCCUGCCACGCUCUCGACCGUACCUCGACAGUGUGAUCGACAGCGCGGGAGGCGAGAUCGCAGUGCAAGCGCAGAAAGCCGGCUUGAAGGCAGGCGGUAGAGUCGUCAUCUUCGGCAUGACAGCUGCGCCCAAAUUGUCAUUUACGAUGCGUGAGGUGCUCAAGAACAUCGAGGUGCUGGGCUCGACUAUGGGCAGCAAGAGGGAGUUCGCCGAGAGCAUCAGGUUUGUAGAGAAGCACAGGAUCGUGCCGGUUGUGGAUACGGUGUUGGAUGGGCUGGAGCAGGCGGAGAGGGGGUUCGAGCUGUUGAGCGAGGCGGAUAAGAGGUCUGGGGGUAAGGUGGUGAUCAGGGUGAGCGAGGUGGAGGGGGCGAGGAGUAAGUUGUGA
Messenger RNA from Pseudozyma hubeiensis SY62, 3405 nucleotides. RefSeq lists its product as hypothetical. Gene Ontology annotation, molecular function: oxidoreductase activity. The transcript is spliced from 3 exons. The coding region runs from base 1 to 3405 and encodes 1134 amino acids. The record is from RefSeq and is a predicted model, not a curated record. NCBI's taxonomy places the organism in Eukaryota, Fungi, Basidiomycota, Ustilaginomycetes, Ustilaginales, Ustilaginaceae.